AUGUGAAUCUAUAGCAAAACGUUGGCGAAAGAAAAAGUGUAUACGAUAUAUGGAAGCAGGAGAUGGAAACGAUGGUAACCAAUCAGAUGACAAUCUAGGUAGCUGCGGCAGUAUGGGCGACGCUCACACGCCCCCCGACGACGAUAACGAGAGCCUCAAUCAAUCGAUGUCCAGCCCGGGCGGCCUGUCAGCUCUGAGCAGCCUAACCAGCCCGGGCGGCAUGGUGCUGCCUAGUCCGUCGACCAGCGUGGCCAGCCCCUCCGUGAGCGUGGCUAGUCCGUACAUGCUCCAGAGCCCUUUGACGCCCCACGAGCUCUUAGAUGUCAAGGUGCCACUGCCGCCCGUCUCGCACCAACACCAGCCUACGCGAAACCCCGUUGGGACGAACCCUCACGACAUAAACAAUCCUUUGAGUGUCAACCAAUUGACGGGACAGUGCGUUAGGAACGAUAAUUCCGAUGCCAACGGUAACAAAGAGACGCGCUCGAUCAUCAGCGUCACGUAG
Molecule: messenger RNA, 505 nt
Organism: Diabrotica balteata
Lineage: Eukaryota; Metazoa; Arthropoda; Insecta; Coleoptera; Chrysomelidae
Source: the annotation of a GenBank genome assembly